This is a messenger RNA of Paramacrobiotus metropolitanus, 1412 nucleotides long. Its product is annotated as syntaxin-18-like. The coding region runs from base 237 to 1193 and encodes 318 amino acids. Gene Ontology annotation, cellular component: endoplasmic reticulum; SNARE complex. Gene Ontology annotation, biological process: retrograde vesicle-mediated transport, Golgi to endoplasmic reticulum. The record is from RefSeq and is a predicted model, not a curated record. NCBI's taxonomy places the organism in Eukaryota, Metazoa, Tardigrada, Eutardigrada, Parachela, Macrobiotidae. The transcript is spliced from 11 exons.
UUUCUCCCGAGUAGAUGAAAAAAUUUGAAAAACAAAAUUUCAAACUUUGCUUGGACGAAUAAGUUAUACAGUAACUCACUGUAACUGUAAAAGUGAUACCAAGUACAUCGAAGGAUGUAUUGUUUUUGGUUUUCUACGUAGUGCUUCGGAAGCACAAUCUAUUUCUAAUGUUAUUAUCAGCCCUAAAAACUCGAAUUACUUACCUUUACAUGUUCAUCACGUACUGAUGCUUAGGAAUGGAUAUUUCCGCUACAUUUCGGGGUCUCUGUAAAGCCCGAAAAUCGUUGGAGCAGCAUCUGCAGAAUGGAUCUGAUAUGGGAAGUGGGAAUAUUCAUCGGAAAAAGGCACCCGACACGGCUGGUGUCAAACGCGAGACAUCGCCAUUUCAAAAGCAUGCCAUUGAAAUAUUAAAUCUCUUGGCACAAGCCCGAGAUUACAUCUUAGCACAUAGAAAAGAAUAUCUGGAUUUCGAGGUGGGAUCGGAAUCUAAGCGCGUGGAUCUUGAAACAGAAGCCUUACGACAACUGGAAUGUUGCUCUGAUCAUCUUGUGUCCUUACAAAAAGAUGUGGAACACAAUCGAGUUCAAGUGAAACAACACAGAAGCGCUGUGGUCACCAUCCUAAAGAACUAUAUGACAACGGUAUCUAAACUUCUUACUGAUCAACAGGAGUUACGGGUCAAUCGAGCACUGGAACAUGCGAAGCUUUCAAAACUGGAAAGCAUGGGUACGAAAAGAGUGCCGAAAAAUCGCCCGGACCGUGAUGGGAAACGACUUAGGAACGAUGGAAACGACUCAAAUGGCCAUGCUCACCAUGUAAUGCUCGAAGAGGAUCAGUUACACUCUGCUCCCACCAAGGAAAUAUUUUCCGCCGAUGAGCUGCAAAUGUUUGAAAAUGAAAACGCCAGUUUAUACCAAGAACUCAGUGGAAUGCAGGACGAAAUUAAACGUAUAGAGAAUCAAAUGAAUGAAAUCUCAAAGCUGCAGAACAUUUUCACCGAAAAUGUGCUCGUACAAGAACAGCAAAUUGACGACGUUGCUGCGACUGCUGUUAGUACGACGGAAAACAUAAAAGCUGGAAAUAUUGACAUUCGAGAGGCCAUCCAAAAAACGGCUUCUUUCCGGGCGUGGAUUUUGUUCGUCGUAUUGGUACUGUCGUUCACUCUUCUUUUCCUGGAUUGGUACAACGACUGAGCCUUUUUGCCUUGAAAAAAGCGGAGUCUAUCGGAGCCUUCCACGAGAGAUGAUGAUGCCUUCCACGAAAAAUUGAUUGAGUUUUGUGUUGCUACAGGCGUUACGAUUAUAGCGCCAGGUUUUAUUUAACUCUGUGAUAUUUGCCGGUUUUUUAUACUGCUCUGCAGACUACUAUAAGCAAAGAAAAAGCUUGAAAAAUUAAACAGCUGGGAGUGUCUG